Messenger RNA from Juglans microcarpa x Juglans regia, 976 nucleotides. RefSeq lists its product as uncharacterized. NCBI's taxonomy places the organism in Eukaryota, Viridiplantae, Streptophyta, Magnoliopsida, Fagales, Juglandaceae. Gene Ontology annotation, cellular component: chloroplast thylakoid membrane; chloroplast stroma. The record is from RefSeq and is a predicted model, not a curated record.
CCAUCUUAUCCCACGCCCCCCUCCCCCUUCCCCCAACCCCUUUCUUUUCCGCCAUUUCACUCAAUUUCACUACUUCUCUACACAUUUGCUCUGUAAUUUCUCUCCUGCUCUCUCUAUCUCUCUGAGAAGCCAUGCCCUACGCUGCGAGGCUACUGCCCCAUCCCUUACGUGUCAAUUGGCACGUGCAGCUCUCCUCUCCUUCCCCUAUUGCGGUUUCCCGUUCACCGUUACUCGCUGCCGGUUGGAUCAAAGACCACAACCACCGCUUUCCCUAUAAGCUCUGCCAACUCUCCUGCAGACGGAGUCUUACGUCAGUGCCCAAGUCUUCGCCGGAAAGUGACGGCAUUGUGCCUGCUGACGAUGCCGAAGACGGUGUCUCCUUGGGUACUUUGAAACUGCCUUCUAAUACUGAUCUUCAGCGAUUCGAGACCUUGCUCUUCCAGUGGGCCAACAGUCUUUGCCAAGGAGCUAAUCUGCCACUUCCCGUACCUUUGAAGGUAGACAAAGUACCUGGUGGAACCAGACUGGGUUUUAUUUCAAUCGGCGAUGGAAAGACCGAGGUGCUUGUGUACAUAGAUUGCUUGGUUUAUCCGGCAACUGCUAAUGAUACAGGUCCAAUUUUCCGAGCAAUAAGAAAUGGACCCUUAAAGGAUCAGUCCCCUGGUGAGCCCAGAAUCAUGAGAAGUCUUCUACAAGCCCUACAAAAGUCAGUUGAGAUCGCCAGAGUGUGAAUGAAGUUCCAGAUUUAACCAAAAAUAGUAUAGAUUCUAUUCAAUUAUUUGAAUGCAUCUAUGCAUACUUUGUACUCUGGGAUAUCCUGGUCCUCUGUCUCAUGUCUCUGCUUGCUGACGGAUGGAUCAACCUGAGUUAGAUAUAUAUAGUCUAAACUUGAUACUUUAGCCUAUGUUUGUUCGUUCGCAAGUCUCGUGUAUAAAACUAUGAAGUAAGAUUGGCUACGAGCCUGAGAUUUUAUCCA